Messenger RNA from Candidula unifasciata, 933 nucleotides. Lineage: Eukaryota; Metazoa; Mollusca; Gastropoda; Stylommatophora; Geomitridae. The record is from the annotation of a GenBank genome assembly.
AUGGGAUGUGAUGGAGGUACCAUACCCAAAAGGGACGAAUUAGUGAGGACUAAGAAGAAACCAGAACAGAAAGAUAAAACCUCUGAGCUUGCCUUUAAAUGGAAGCACUGUGCCAUCAGCCAGGAGGCUUUGGUGAAACCAAUAGUUGCUUGUGAGCUAGGAAGAUUGUACAACAAGGAAGCAGUUCUGGAAUUUCUCUUGGAUAGAAGCAAAUUUGAAGUUGCUGCUCAGUUUGAUCAUUUGAGAGUCCUAAAGGAUAUUAAGGAGUUGAAUCUGACAGACAAUCCAGAAAGUCGAUCUCGAGAUGCAGACAAAGGUGAUAGCUUCAUUGAUCACAACAUUUCUGACUUUAUUUGUCCAGUAGUUGGCAUAGAAAUGAACGGGAACCACAAGUUCUGUUUUCUGUGGUCCUGUGGAUGUGUUUUAUCUGAACGUGCCCUGAAAGAGGUGAAGAGUGAGACUUGUCACAAAUGUGGAAAGCAGCUUUCUGAGGAUGAUAUUGUCAUACUGAAUGGAACAGAGGAAGAUGUUGUAGAAAUGAAAGACAACAUGGAGAAACGCAGAGCCCUGCUUAAAGCUUCAAAGAAGACCAAGAAAGCGGAGAAGCACAAACUGACGGGUGCAGCUGCUCCAGAGUCAACAGUUGGCAAGAAAAGGUGUCCAGGUUCUGCUGCAUCCUCAUCAUCAUCUGUCUCUAAUAGCACACAGUCUAAACCCAGCAGCGGCCCAGGAAAACUUCAGAUUCACAAAAGUGGCAAUGGAAAACUACCAGCUAAUAAAAAGAAGCCAGAAGACUCCAAAGGAAAUGGAAUAUGUAGUCUACAGAACAACCCAAACUCCAGCAAGACCUUUAAGUCCUUGUUCACCAGUAGCGAAGCAGGAAAAUCUCAAAAACAGGCUCAUUGGGUCACAUACAAUCCCCUGUACUUUUAA